AUGCCUCUAGCCGCUCCUUCUUCUUCGUCUUCUUUUGCAGUUGAGGCCUUGUAUGUGAAGACAAUUAUCUUCUCUUCCAAAGCAUCAGCAAUUGGAGUCGUAUAUAGUGAUUUGAAGGGGAGGACUCAUGAGGCGUUGAUAAGAGAUGAAGGAGAGGUGAUAUUGAGGGCAGGGGCAAUUGGGAGCUCUCAGCUUCUUCUUCUCAUUGGAGUUGGUCCACUUCCUCUUCUUUCGUCACACAAAGUUCCGGUAGUUAGCCAAAACCCCGAUGUGGGAAACUUUAUGGUGGAUAAUCCUCGUAACAGUAUCACCAUUAUAGUCCCAUUUACAUUGGACCUUUCAAUUGUACAGGUUGUAGGAAUUACAAAUUACUUCAAUUAUAUAGAGCCAUUCUCUUCCAUCACCUCAUUUUCUUUUCCUCAACCUUUUAGCUUUGAUCCAAAUGAAACCACUCCUUUAGAAUUGAGUGUGGCAACCAUUAUUGAGAAGUCCUCUGGACCACUUUCAAGUGGCUCCCUCGGGUUGGUUUCGUCGGCUGAUGUCAAAGUCAACCCAACUGUCUGA
Molecule: messenger RNA, 564 nt
Organism: Ziziphus jujuba (common jujube)
Lineage: Eukaryota; Viridiplantae; Streptophyta; Magnoliopsida; Rosales; Rhamnaceae
Product: (R)-mandelonitrile lyase-like
Exons: 2
Coding region: 1-564 (187 amino acids)
Molecular function (GO): oxidoreductase activity, acting on CH-OH group of donors; flavin adenine dinucleotide binding
Source: RefSeq, a predicted model, not a curated record